Messenger RNA from Cariama cristata (Red-legged seriema), 996 nucleotides. RefSeq names its product EDAR-associated death domain (gene EDARADD). Bases 1 to 753 code for a protein of 250 amino acids. The transcript has 6 exons. Gene Ontology annotation, biological process: signal transduction. The record is from RefSeq and is a predicted model, not a curated record. Gene Ontology annotation, molecular function: protein binding. NCBI's taxonomy places the organism in Eukaryota, Metazoa, Chordata, Aves, Cariamiformes, Cariamidae.
AUGCGGCUGCUGGGCGGCAGAAAGGAGCCUUGGGAGCAGCCAUCGAACCUGAGUGACGUCUGUCCGAGUCCAUUUGCACGUGCUGAUUUAUGUCCAUGGGAGUCAACCCGUGCGUGGUUCCUGGCAGAAGUGUGGGGAACAGAUCAUGCAGCAAAAGAGCCAGUGGAGGAUACAGAUCCAAGUACUCUUUCCUUAACAAUGACUGAAAAAUAUCCUGUCCAAGACACAGGAGUACCUAAAGAUGAGGAAUACCUAACAGAUCAAGUUACAUUGGAAAUUGCAUCUGUGAACAUCAAGACCCUUACGUCAGAUUCUGGCCUAAUCCAACAGCCAGAAGACAAAGACACACAAAACCAUACUGACAAAUCACUUUCAGAUCUCAAGAAAACCUGCAAGGAGAAUGGCACCUGCUCCUUGUGCUUAUUCCGUGCACCGACCAUCAGCGACAUGCUCAACGAUGAGGACUUGUUGUACACAGUGAGGCUAAAGCUGGAUCCCUGCCACCCAACAGUGAAAAACUGGAGAAAUUUAGCAAGCAAGUGGGGGAUGACUUAUGAUGAAUUGUGUUUCCUUGAACAGAAGCCUCAAAGUCCCACCCUGGAGUUCUUGCUACGGAAUAGUGACCGGACUGUGGAGCAGCUGAUUGAUCUCUGUAAAUUUUAUAAGAGAAUUGAUGUUGUGAAAGUGCUGCUGAAAUGGGUGGAGGAGGAAUGGCCCAAGAGAGGGAACAGAACUUACCAGAAUGAUUUCUAGGUCAAAGAAAGUUGUUAGCCUGUACGUGUGAAAUGCUGGGCCUAGCUGCCACUAGUACGUGGGAAGCUUCCCUUGCAAGAGAGAGAGAGCCUGUACCAACGGUUUGUAUACUGUGUAAGCUUUAUGUACUGUACACACAUAUAUAUGUUCUAUGCCCUCAGGGUUGCAAAGAUAACCUUCCAAAAGUGGGCGGAAUAAUGCAGGUUGGUUCUUGAGUCUACAAACACCUUCAGUUUCUUUGCU